UGGCAGCGGUGGCAUAUGGCACACGAACAUGGAUUGGACGACUUCACACCCUCUGCGUUUUUUCAACUCCAUGCGGUGACGGACCCAAAGUUGAUUACAAAAAGAGACAUUUUACGCAUGUACGGAUUGCAACGAGAUGAGAUCGUCGGUCAAGGAGACGGGAUGGGGGGCCAUGAUAACAGCGAGCACAUUUCUCCCGAGUUGAAAGAUAGGGUGGUUACCCGUGUACUACACCUUAUGGAUAAAGACAAGAAUGGGGUGAUUAGUAUGGAAGAGUGGUUAGAGUUUUCGUUGAGUGGCGGAGAGUUUCCUGAUUUUGGAUUGGGCCCCGGUCAUGAAUAUGAUUUUGAAGAGGAGUACGAGAAGCACCAUUGGUUGAAAUAUCACGCACAGGAUGAUCCAGACGUUGAAAUCAUGCAUAAAGAAGACAUAGAGCACGAGCUCUUGCAC
Molecule: messenger RNA, 450 nt
Organism: Pichia membranifaciens NRRL Y-2026
Lineage: Eukaryota; Fungi; Ascomycota; Pichiomycetes; Pichiales; Pichiaceae
Exons: 1
Cellular component (GO): endoplasmic reticulum-Golgi intermediate compartment; extracellular exosome
Molecular function (GO): calcium ion binding
Source: RefSeq, a predicted model, not a curated record